AUGGCGAAAAUUUUCUAUCAAAAUGAGCUCAAUAUCAAAUCACCAAGAUUUCCUCAUUCAAGUAAUCCUAGAAGGACUCACAAAGUUAAAAUUGUUUCGCCUGAAGAUGAAAAAUCAAAUGAUUCGCCAAUUGAAAAAUUUUUGAGACAGGAGUUGCCUAAAUAUCAUAGUGAUUCAGAUACUGUUAAUACAUAUCAGCGGGCUUUUGAUAUGCUAAUUCUUCAAUUUCAAGCCUGUCGACCAAUAUUAGAACAAAUUAAACAAGAAUACGAUACUUAUGCAAACGAACUUAUCAAGACAAGUAGGGAUAUGGUUGCAAACUUACAGCCGGAAACUUCUGCUGAUGAUUCAUAUGCUGAAGUUAUUAAUACCAUGCGACAGUCAAAAGAACACGAAUUUGCAGAAUUUAAAGAAGAAUCCGAAAGAAAAUUAGAUUUGCUUACAACAUUGCGCCUUAAACACAAUGAGCUCGUUGGACAAAUAACUUCAAUCAAAAAUGAGUAUGAAUACAUUCAAAAUGAGUUGCAAUCAAAGAUCCAACAGAUAGCUGAAAUAACCAAUCAUACAAAUCAACUUUCUAUGGAUACAAUGGCAUUUAAAUCAGAACUAGUUAAUCUUCAAGCGGAGUUCGAUGAAAGGAAGCAAGAAGAAAGCCAAAUGCUGCUAUCAAUUGAUGUUCUCAAUGAUAAAAAGAAUCAAGUAAUGAAAAACACCGAAGAAAUGAAAAACGAAAUUGCAUCAAUAGCUUUGCAAAGAGAAAAGGUAAGUGAAGAGAUUAGAUCUGUAAGAUCACAAUUUGAUGAUGUUAAGAACUUAUUUGUUGAAGUUGGUUUAAAGAAUCAAAACAUGGAUCUUAAGCUCAGCAACCAAGCUGAGCGCAUUGCUUCUUUGGAGCAAGAAAUAAGAGCCAAAGUUGGUGAUCAAACAACCCCUAUUGACGUAUUAUUAUCGAAAUAUAUUUAG
Trichomonas vaginalis G3 is the source of this 963-nucleotide messenger RNA. RefSeq names its product translin-associated factor X-interacting N-terminus family. The transcript has a single exon. The coding region runs from base 1 to 963 and encodes 320 amino acids. Lineage: Eukaryota; Parabasalia; Trichomonadida; Trichomonadidae. The record is from RefSeq and is a predicted model, not a curated record.